Messenger RNA from Paramuricea clavata, 150 nucleotides. The record is from the annotation of a GenBank genome assembly. NCBI's taxonomy places the organism in Eukaryota, Metazoa, Cnidaria, Anthozoa, Malacalcyonacea, Plexauridae.
CGUCAGCCAGGUGCAUUUGCUGAUUUGGUAAAUAAUGAAUUGCCAGGUGCACCGCUUCAACCAGACCCAGAGGAAAACCCAGAAAAUGUCCCAGAGUGUUGCGAAUGUGGAUGCUGUGUUGCAAGGCCAACACAAUUGGAAAAAAAUGCU